GAGACGCUUGGUAAGUGAGUGGGUUGAAUACAAAUCACGAACACCUGUUUCUCAUUCCAGUGAUUGGCGCGGAGACAGGAUAAAAUGCCGUGAGAAGCAGGAGUGUGUGAGAGAGAGGGGUACUGCUGACUGAGCCGUGUUGAGUUACCUGGAGUGAAGCCCUUUGUGGAUGGUGUAUACCGAACCUGGAGUGAAGCCCUUUGUGGAUGGUGUAUACCGAACCUGGGGUGAAGCCCUUUGUGGAUUGUUUAUUUUCGUUGUUGUGCGCUGCACAGUCUUUCUGUUGAACCUUUUUGAAAGUCAAUAAAGUCUCAGUCAGCAGUUGUUCGUCGACCCUGUCCUCUUCCUUCCCCCACUACGAACUUAACUGUGCUACACUGGUGCCGAAACCCGGGAAGGAAGACGGGAGCACAUCGCCAUGCAAGCAUCGUCCUCCACCCCAUUUGCGGACAUCAUCGCGUCCCUCGCGGUCCUGCACUGCGAACAACAACAGGCCCUGCUGGAGUUACGAAGCGAUCAGGAGCGGUGUUUCCAAGCCAUCUUACAGACCCAGCAGGAGGACCGCGAGGCGUUCCGGAGCUGGAUUGACCGGGAGGUUCCCCUGGAGCCCACCGAGCAGCCAGCUGUGCCUGUCCACCUGCCCCUAAACAAGAUGGGUCCGCUGGACGACCCCGAAGUUUUCCUUGAGCUCUUCGAAAGAUCCGCCGAAGCGUGUAAAUGGCCGCGGGACCAGUGGUCUAUGAGGCUGGUCCCGCUCCUCUCAGGAGAAGCGCAGGUGGCGGCACAGCAGCUCCCAGUCCAGAACCUCCUGGUCUAUGACGACCUACGGCGGGCCAUCAUCCAGCGGGUCGGUCGGACCCCGGAGCAGCAUCGACAGCGCUUCCGCUCCCUCGACCUGGGUGAGUCCGGCCGGCCCUUUAUGAUGGCCCAACAGCUCCGGGACUCGUGCCGCAAAUGGUUGCUGGCUGAGGGAAGCGACUUGGACCUGGUCAUCGAUCGAGUGGUGCUGGAGCAGUUCAUCACUCGGCUCCCAAAAAAAAAUGCUGAGUGGGUCCAGUGCCACCGCCCCACGUCGCUGGACUCAGCAAUCCAAUUGGCGGAGGACCACAUGGUGGUGUGCCACGGGGUCGGCGAGCCCCUUCCAGCUGCCUCUCUCUCUCCCUCUCUUUUGUCCCCCUCUCUCUCUAGACCUGUCCCUCUUCCUAGGUCUCGUCCGCCCGGCCCGCCUCGUGUUCCGUCCCGAGGGCGGGGCGGAACGGGACAGGCACCUUCCUGCGGACCCAGGGGGGCGGGACUCCCUGCUGCCGGGACGGACCCCACUCCUGCUUCUCUCCUUUCUCCGCGCCAACCGUUCAGCCCACUCUCUGCCACUGGAGCGGCGGGCAGGUCUGGGCCGGCCUGUUGGCGGUGUGGGGAUCCGGAUCAUUUCGUGGAUAAAUGUCCGGUUAUGGAGGUCAGGACAAUGAUCCGGGUCCCCGACGAUCCACAGGCCGCCCCUGGUCAAGCUGGCGGGUACCAAAUACCUUGAUUGGCGCGGAGACAGGAUAAAACGCCGUGAGAAGCAGGAGUGUGUGAGAGAGAGGGGUACUGCUGACUGAGCCGUGUUGAGUUACCUGGAGUGAAGCCCUUUGUGGAUGGUGUAUACCGAACCUGGAGUGAAGCCCUUUGUGGAUGGUGUAUACCGAACCUGGGUUGAAGCCCUUUGUUGAUUGUUUAUUUUCGUUGUUGUGCGCUGCACAGUCUUUCUGUUGAACCUUUUUGAAAGUCAAUAAAGUCUCAGUCAGCAGUUGUUCGUCGACCCUGUCCUCUUCCUUCCCCCACUACGAACUUAACUGUGCUACACCU
Messenger RNA from Megalobrama amblycephala (Wuchang bream), 1845 nucleotides. RefSeq lists its product as uncharacterized. Gene Ontology annotation, molecular function: nucleic acid binding; zinc ion binding. The transcript has 2 exons. Bases 419 to 1528 code for a protein of 369 amino acids. NCBI's taxonomy places the organism in Eukaryota, Metazoa, Chordata, Actinopteri, Cypriniformes, Xenocyprididae. The record is from RefSeq and is a predicted model, not a curated record.